UUGAGGAGUCUGACAGGGAAACUGCAGCCCGCCAUUGUGUAGAAAGCAGGCUGUGUAGAAAGGCUCAAAUUCUGCGGUAGCUAGACUAAUUCUACACCCUGCCGCGUUUAUUUAGGAGUAAAUACAGUUACACAGGCUCCGGGGGGGAAAGACAUGUCAGCCAGCAGCCUUCUUGAACAGAGACCGAAAGGCCAAGCUAAUAAAGUGCAAAACGGAGCUGUGACCCAAAAGGAUACUUUGAAUGACGAUGAGUUUGAGCCUUACCUGAAUAAUCCGGCCAGACAGAGCAAUGCCUAUACGGCCAUGUCGGACUCGUACAUGCCCAGCUACUACAGCCCCUCCAUAGGAUUUUCCUACUCCCUCAAUGAGGCAGCAUGGUCCACAGGUGGGGACCCUCCGAUGCCUUACCUGGCCUCCUAUGGACAGCUAAGCAAUGGGGAACCCCACUACCUCCCGGACGCUAUGUUUGGCCAGCCAGGCCCCCUGGGGAGCAACCCAUUCCUCGGCCAGCACGGCUUCAACUUUUUCCCCAGCGGCAUCGACUUCUCAGCAUGGGGCAACAGCAGUUCUCAGGGACAGUCGGGGACGCCGCAGAGCUCAGGCUACAGCAGCAGCUACGCCUAUGCUCCCAGCUCGCUUGGGGGUGCCAUGAUCGAUGGACAGUCCCCAUUUGCACCUGCUGCCAAUGAGCCUCUAAACAAGGCGCCUGGUAUGAACAGCCUCGACCAGGGCAUGGCUGGGCUUAAGAUCAGUGGUGCUGCCCCUGGCGGGAGUGGGGACAUGGCCCCUAAGGUGGUUGGCUCUGGCUUACCUGGUGGGGGUCCCCUUGGCCCUGUGUCAUCUGUAGGACCUCCGAGCAUGCCGCCUGUCUCAAUUGCCCCAGCCAAGCCCGCAUCCUGGGCAGAUAUUGCCAGCAAGCCAGCCAAGCCUCAGCCCAAGCUUAAAACCAAGGGUGGCAUGGCUGGCGCCAAUUUGCCUCCUCCACCCAUUAAACACAACAUGGACAUUGGCACCUGGGACAACAAGGGCACGAUGCCUAAAGCUGCCACUCCUCAGCAGGUGCCCCCCAUUCCCAGCAACGGGCAGCCGCCCAACCAGGCUUCCCCGCAACCCGGAGCUACUGCUGCAGGGAACCCACAAAUGCCCCUGAGCAACGGACAGCUGGUUCCUCCCGUCUCCCAGAUGGGGCAGCAUCAGCUUCCUCCCAGCGGGCAGCCAGGUAUCGCUCCGAUGCCCCAGCCUCCUCUCUCCCAGGGCCCUCCUCCACCAAGCCAACAGCAACCUUCUCAGCCGACUCGCUGGGUUCCUCCACGGAACCGGGCCAAUGGAUUUGGGGACGCUAGCGGGGGCGGCGCGGGCCAGUCGCCCCCCUCCUCCUCCGGUGUGGGCGUGGUUCCGGGGGUCCCGUCUGAGCCUCACCCGGUUUUAGAGAAGUUGCGCAUGGUCAACAACUACAACCCCAAGGACUUUGACUGGAACCCCAAGCAGGGCCGGGUGUUUAUCAUCAAGAGCUACUCUGAGGAUGACAUCCAUCGCUCCAUCAAGUACAACAUCUGGUGCAGCACGGAGCAUGGAAACAAGAGGCUGGACGCGGCCUACCGCUCGCUGGCCGGCAAGGGGCCGCUGUUCCUCCUGUUCAGCGUCAACGGGAGCGGUCACUUCUGUGGCGUGGCGGAGAUGCGGUCGCCCGUGGACUACAACACGUCUGCUGGCGUGUGGUCACAGGACAAGUGGAAGGGUCGUUUCGAUGUGCGCUGGAUCUUUGUUAAGGACGUUCCCAACAGUCAGCUGAGGCACAUCCGGCUGGAGAACAACGAAAAUAAGCCAGUGACCAACUCUCGGGACACACAGGAGGUGCCGCUGGACAAGGCCAGGCAGGUGCUAAAGAUCAUCGCGGGAUAUAAACACACCACUUCCAUCUUCGAUGACUUUUCUCACUACGAGAAGCGUCAGGAGGAAGAGGAGUGUGUGAAAAAGGUGGAGGUCCAAGGCAGCGAGCCAUAUCCCAGCAACCCAAGCAACAGGAGUCAUUACAGGCUUCAGGAGCGCCAAGGACGAGUCAAGUAACAGUCGGUGCUCUGGUCAAAAGACUGCAAAGGCCCCCACCUUCCCCUCAAGCCCCGACCACCCCAUUACGUCAUUACAUCCAGAUCUCUAAGAAAUUCUAAUAGGGGUGAAGAAUUAACAAAGGACAAAAAAACUAAAUGAAGACUUUGAUUUCUUUUGACUUUAAAGACUUACUUCGAACUUGUAGUGAAAAGAAAAAGGAAACGAUUAUUCAUAGGACUACAGCUAAAUGCAUAGCAUCCUUAGAUGAAAUCUUCUUUGCCCCACCCCAUUCCACUACAUAUGCUUUUUUUCCCCCCCCUUGUAUGCUGCUUUCUUCCUCUUUUUUUUUUUUCUUUUUUAAAUGAAAGGAUCAUUUUCUGUUUGUUUUUUUGUUUUUUUUUUGUUUUUUUGGUCCAAAAAGCAAGUCUGUAAUUCUCACACACAAACACACAAAUCCAAUAGAAAUUUGUAGUGUUGGCUAAUGUUAGCGUCCCAAAGUGACGAGUGGGAAGUCUGUCUCAUUUUCUUGUCCCCCCUCCCCCCCUCCACUCACUCGACCCCACCAGUCUUCAGAGGAGGCUCAAACCUUCGACCAAAAAAAAAACCCAGUGGAGUUCUUUUUUUUUUUUUUUUUCUUUCUUUCUAUUCUCGUCCUUGGUGGAUUCUCAUCAUCAGCGGGUGCCAACGACACUCACUCCAGAUUCUCAUGUUUUGCUGGGGAGGACUGCAGAUGUUUAGAAAGACCCUCUUAUCGUUUGUUUUCCCAUCGGUUCGGAUGGAGUGUUUAGGAGAGGUAAGGUCAAGAGGAGCGGUCGGGGAAUGGGGUGUUUGGAAGCAGAAGACAAGUUAAGUUGAUGAGCUCUGCUCACUGUAUAAUUUCAUGAUCUGGUUAAAAAAAAGAAGAAAAAAAAGUCUAUUGGUCUUAAUUUACCCUCUUUCUUUGUCUUGGACACGUGAAUUGUUGCUGCGGGCUGCUUUCUGUUUUGUUUCUUCCUCCAUUUUCUAAAGACAUCGACGCGAGUGGCUUUGCCCCCGCUCUUUCUAUUAAUCAGUUCAAAAGUAAUAAAUGUGGUAUAUUCAGCAGAACUGUGUGCAUUCCCCUCGUUUGUCUGUGGAAAGCGGUUUCGUUCUCACACAUGGUUUUUAUGAAUGUUGAAUCUUUUUGUUCUUGCUUUACUUUUUUUUUUUUUUUUUACUGCAAAUCUUCCUAAACAACCUGUCUACCUUCACCCUCCACCUUCAGUUUAACGCUGCAGCGUCCUGCAUCUCUUACCUCUCUACUUUCCGAGCCCCGCUCUGUCCUCCACACUCCCAGGUUUUUCUCAUUUCUGUUCAGCCAACCAUUCAUAUAAUAUCACAAACGGCUUCAACCAUUCUCAGAAUGUCUUUGUUGGUGAGUU
Salarias fasciatus (jewelled blenny) is the source of this 3449-nucleotide messenger RNA. RefSeq names its product YTH N6-methyladenosine RNA binding protein F2 (gene ythdf2). Bases 154 to 2067 code for a protein of 637 amino acids. The transcript has 6 exons. Gene Ontology annotation, molecular function: N6-methyladenosine-containing RNA reader activity; mRNA binding. Gene Ontology annotation, cellular component: cytoplasm. Gene Ontology annotation, biological process: mRNA destabilization. Lineage: Eukaryota; Metazoa; Chordata; Actinopteri; Blenniiformes; Blenniidae. The record is from RefSeq and is a predicted model, not a curated record.